AGCGAUACUGGCCUGAUUUUUGACGCGUUUGGCCUCAGCCUUUGCGAUCAGGCUGCAUCCCCCUGUUUUUUGCUCUCCGUAAAAAACGUCUGCUAAUUCAGACCAAUGAGCAGCGAGAGCUAGCAUGACUCAUCAACGUGUCGCAUUGUGCUGGCUCUCCAUCGCUGCGGCCCUGUCGCCGCCAACUGCGCGCGUUUCACAACUUGCACAGCACCACGCUGGCGUGCAGCCGCACGUAACGCGUCGCAGCGAUGGCCAAACGACGUCUACGCAUCGCCGGAAUACCGCUGGCGAUGAUGUCCAGCACGCGCUGCCGAGGCGUGGCCUCCUCGCACUCGCCGCAUUCUGCGCGGCGCCGGCGUCGGCGGCGGAGUCGCUGCGCGACGCUCUGGCAGCACGCGACGCGAACAGGUUGACGAAACCGUUCUACAAUGUGCCACCGGGGCCUACUACGUUCCCGGACUGGUUGGAAGGACGAUGGCGCUGCAGCGCCACCUUCCAGGGCUUCCAGUUCCCGAAUGAGAAGAUAUCGAAGCAGCGCGUCGUCGCCGAGACGGACUUGCCAGGCUUUACCAAACUCUCAAUCGCACGCUUCGGCGACGUGGGCCGCGAAAAGACGGAAUUCGAUCUAAACUUCGUCAGACGCGGCGGCAAGGUCAUCGAGGACUACGGCAAUAACGUCGCGAAUGCCUUGGCUGCCCACGUCGAUAAGCCCGACCUGGUUAAAAAUGUCGCGUGGGAUGCGGCAAAUCCCAACAGGAUGACGAUGUCUCUGAAGGAAGGCGGGCGCAACGGCGAGCGCAUCGAGAUCUUCGUCAACUCGCGGCGCUCGGAGGCGCUUGAGGGCGACAUCUUCCUGAAUUCUGAGAGCAUCAGACAGAUGACGAUGGGUCCACCGACGUUGCAGAACCCAACGACGCCGCGCGUGGUCAUCGGCGAGUACCAGCACUUCUGGACCUGGCGGCGCGACGGCGACGGCGCGCGAUGUAAUGUGUUGACGGCCGUGUACGCGGUCCCCGGCGGCUUUGGUUUUGAAGAAGCUUUCGACAAACCGCUGGUGAUGUACUCGCACAAUUUGCGCCUAACACGAGUUUAA
Molecule: messenger RNA, 1096 nt
Organism: Pelagomonas calceolata
Lineage: Eukaryota; Pelagophyceae; Pelagomonadales; Pelagomonadaceae
Source: the annotation of a GenBank genome assembly